AUGCCAAAACAAACAAAAAUCACGGAUACAUUUUUCAAGCCUAAGGCUUCAUCAUCAUCAAAUGACAAUGUGUCAAAUACUUUCGGAUUAUUAUUACCAAUAGAUGAUGUAGUGGAUGAAAAUAAUUUACUAGAUACAUUUAUAAAUUCAGCUAUUAAUGGAGGUGUAAAGAGAAAUUGGAAUAUUCAACAAUUAAAAAAGACUGUAGGAGAUAUAAAUUCAGAAUUUAAACCUCAAAUAGAAAAAAGAACAGCUUUUUGGGAAAAGGAAUUAGAAAAAUUAAAUAAUAUUAAAAUACCAAUAAGGAAAUCAAGUCAAUCAGAUAUUGAAUCAGGUGAUAAAUCACAAAAAACAUUAUUGGAUUACUUUACAAAAAAUGAAAAAUCAUCUCAAAAUGAAUCAAAUAUUACAACAAUAGUUUUAGAAUCACAAGAUGUUCCUCAAGAUUUAGUAAUUCCAAUGUUAGAUCCACGUACAAGUGAUUUAAAUAUUACAACUACUAAUAAUGUAGAUACAAAUAAUAAUAAUAAUAAUAAUAAUACAAUAAUCAAUAAUAAUACUAGUAAUAAUACAACUAUUAUUGAUAAUAAUACUACUGAUGAUAAUAAUGAUAUAUUUUUGGAUGAAGAAGAAAUUAUUAAACCAAUUACACCAUCUGAAACUGCUACCAACAAUAAUAAUAUUAUGGAUAGUGAAAUUAUAACUCUAACUUCCAAUGAUUUAGAUGAUUUAUUAAUGGAAGAUAUUAUUCAAGUACCUUCCAAUACUUUAAAUACUACUGAAAUAACACAAAAUGAAACUGUUAAAUUAUCCUCUCCUUCACUUUCCUCUAUUAAUAAUAAUAAUACCACUACUAAUACUAUCACCAAUACUCCACCCAUUAAUCCUACAACAACUUCUGCAACUUCUGCUACUACUACAGCCACUAUACCAUCAUCAUCAUCCAAUAAUUCAACUACUGCUUCUACCACUGAAAUUAAAUUAAUUAAAUCACCAAAUUUAGAAGGUAAAAAACCAAAACAAGAAAUAACUAAAAUAGAAAGUGAAAUAACAACAGGUGUUGAAGAAAUAUUAACAACACCUAAAAAAACAAGAAAGACAACAAGUUCUAAAAAGUCAACUGCCAGUAAGAAAACAUCUAAAAAAGGGUCAAAGAAGAGAAAAGUUCAAGAUGAUGAUGCCAUGUUAGAUGACGAUGAUGAUGAAUAUAAACCAUCUUUAACAGAUGAAGAAGAUUUAAUACUUGAUGAAGAAAUUGAAGAUGAUGAAGAUGAAACUAUUGGAAAAUCUGGAAAGAGAAAAAGACCAGCAGCUAAAAAAGUUACAGAUGAACAAGAUGAAGAAAUUCUUAAUCAAAUACUUGAUGAAGAGGAUGAACCUCUUACUAUUAAGACCACAACUACUAAUACUACUACCAAUAAUAAUACUUCUAUUAUGAAUUCAUCAGCUAUUGCAAGUGAAACCAAAACAAUAACAAAACAACCAUCAACUAAAACAUCCAUUUCAGAUACCACUUCUAACAAGUCAACAAGUAAAACAUCUUCCACUGCUUCAAAUUCCAAGUCAACAAUUAAAGAAGAAGAUGAAGAAGUUGCUGCUACUGCUGCUGUUGAAGAUGAAGAAGAAAUUAUUGAAACACCAAUCAAGACAAGAUCAGCAAGAAAAAAGACAAGACAAUCAGGUAAAUCAAGCCUUGAUUCUGAAAAUGAAACAUCAGCUAACAAAUCAUCAACUAAAUCAACAACAGGAUCAACAACACCAACAAGUGUUGGUAAUAAUGAUUUAUUUGAAGAAAUGUCAAAUUCUAUUGUUCAAUCACCAUCAAUGGAAGAUGAACCUCAAACACCUGCAAAUAGUAAAAAGAAGAAGAGAACAACAACAACAGUUAGAAGAAGAAAAAAGAAAUCAGAAGAUGGAACAGUUUCAUCAUUUUCUGAUGGUAUUGAUGGUGGUGAUUCAUUCCUUAGUCAUGAAGAUGAACUCUAUGUUUCUACAAAUAGUAAUACUGAUACAAGUGCACCUUCAUAUCAAUUUUGGGAUUAUGUAAAUAGUUUCUUUCCUGUUAUUAAGAAGGAUAGAUUACAAUUAUUAGAAAUUGAACAUUCUGAUGAUGAUGAUGCUUUUAACAUUUCAAAAAGAGGAAAACAUUACACUGAAAAAUGGGAAGAUGAAAAUUGUAAAUUAUUUCCACAUUUAUUUAAGAAGGAAGUUCCUUCUCCAAUGGAAAAUGAAUCCAUCAGCAUUUCUGCUACUCAUAACACUACUCAUAAUACUUUUAAUAACUUAUCAACAACAAACAAUAUUUCAUUUUCCAAUUCAAUUAAUGUUGAUAAGAAUUCAAAACACUUUUUUUCACAACACAAUUUAACACAAAGACUUUUAUCAAGUUUAAUUGAGGAGAGAGAUUUAGUUUCAGUAGAAACAUUUUUCAAUGAUGAAAAUUCAUCAUCCUCCUCCUCAGCAACAACAUCAGGUCUAGUCUUUGAUAGUGAUGAAGAAUCUGAUUCAUCAAGUGCUAGAAAAACUACACGUUCAACUAGGAAGAGUAUUGCUGGAAAUUCAAAUAAUAUUGCUCAAUAUUCAAAUGUAUUUGCAUCACCAUCAUCUUUGAAUAAUGGUAAUUCUAAUAAUCAAUCAACUAAUGCUGCCAAUUCAAAUAUUAAUUCAAUGUUAGAUAAUUUUUCCAAUUCAUUUUCAAUUCUUGAACAACAACAGCAACAUGAAAUUGGUGAACAUUUAAAACAAAAACUUCCAACACUUUCAAAAACUCACAAUCAAAAAUCAAAUCAAGUUUUACAAGCAUCAAAUCAAUUUAAAGAUUUUGAACAACAAUUAUUUGAACCAUCAUUUGAUUAUUCAUCUCAAUAUUUAAAUAUAUUUGAAGAGAAAUUAAUGAGUGAAAUUAAAAGUAUUGGAUUAUUACCACCUCCUCCAUCACAACAAACAACAAGUAAUAAUAAUAAUAACAUGUUAACACCAUUGUGGUUUGAUGAAGAAUCGAGAGAGGAUGAUGAAAUUUGUGCUGAAAUUAGAACUCUUCAAAACAAACUACGACAACAAAUGGAAAAGACCAACACCUAUAGAAUGAAAAUAUUAACAAGUGUUAAAGAGAAAUUACAUGAAGAAACUGAAAUUGGAAAGAAAAUUUUAUUAUUUUCAGAAUUGGAAAAGAAAUUAUUUCCUCCAACUCAAAAGAAACGUUAAUAAAUUAUUUUACAAUUCUGAUAUUUUUUACAAUCUUUCUAUUAAAUUAAGUUGAAAGUUUUCUGGAUUUAAAUAUAUUUACAAAUUAAUACAACCAUGUUGAUGAUAAUGAAAUUACCAAUAAUUCUUAUCAUAAUUAGUUGAAUUUGAAGGUCUAUAAGUGGUUGAUGAUCUUGAAUUUGAUCUCAUUUCAGAUAAAUUUUCAUUUGUAUACUCUGGUAUUAAUUCUGAAAAGUACAUUUGUUUAUGAAGUCUAUUAGUAAAUUCUUGUGCUAAAUCUUGAGCUUGUUGGUGAGUUAAAUUUCUUUCCAUUUCAUAUUCAUUACCAUUAUCAUCUAAUCUUACAACUCUCCAUAUUGGUUUAUCAUGAAUACUCUUUACUUUAUCAGUAUUAUUAGUGUUAGUAUUAAUAUUGGCAUUAUUAUCAGUAUUAUUAGUAUUAUUAUUAGUAUUAUUGAUUUUAAUAUUAUUAUUAUUGAAUGUAGUAGUAUUAGACUUUUCAAAUAGAUUAAAUGAUUGACUGAAAUGAUUUGAAUAGUUUGAAUUCAAUGUAUAUGGAAUAAUAUAAUUGUUUGUAUUGAUUCCUAUAAUACUACUACUACAAUUAUUACAAUUAUAAGGUGAUAAUGUAAUAUUAUGACUUGUUGAUUGAUACGAUGAUCGGAUACGAAGU
Naegleria gruberi is the source of this 3877-nucleotide messenger RNA. RefSeq lists its product as uncharacterized. Gene Ontology annotation, molecular function: transcription coactivator activity. The record is from RefSeq and is a predicted model, not a curated record. NCBI's taxonomy places the organism in Eukaryota, Heterolobosea, Eutetramitea, Acrasida, Naegleriidae. Gene Ontology annotation, biological process: regulation of transcription by RNA polymerase II. Gene Ontology annotation, cellular component: SAGA complex. The coding region runs from base 1 to 3204 and encodes 1067 amino acids. The transcript is spliced from 2 exons.